Molecule: messenger RNA, 10590 nt
Organism: Polyodon spathula (Mississippi paddlefish)
Lineage: Eukaryota; Metazoa; Chordata; Actinopteri; Acipenseriformes; Polyodontidae
Product: kalirin-like
Exons: 60
Coding region: 396-9314 (2972 amino acids)
Biological process (GO): intracellular signal transduction; axon guidance; protein phosphorylation
Cellular component (GO): cytoplasm; postsynaptic density
Molecular function (GO): protein kinase activity; guanyl-nucleotide exchange factor activity; protein binding
Source: RefSeq, a predicted model, not a curated record
CAUCAAGUGAAGGAUCUCUACUCUGGUGCUUCAUACUAUAACUAAUAUGGAGUAUGCUUCAGUUAUAUAUAUUUUGAAAAUGUAUCAAAAUUAACAGUUACUGUUAUGUAUCAUCACAUUGUUCCAUGGGUAUAACUGCAUCUCCCUGUGUGUCACAUGUGCCGUGGAUUGCUUUUGUGGCGCCGGAGCUGUUAGAAAGAGGAGGGUGAGAUCUAGACAAUAGAGUAUUGCAGGGCUGUUCUUUGUAAUAACACGGACGGAAACCCACGACUGCAAAACGAACAGCGGCGACUAGGAACACCAGAAUAUGGAGGAAAUCGUGCACUGAUUUUUGUAAAAAUCAUCCCCUGGAUAUACUUUGCGUUACCCUUUUUCUGAAAUCAACAGGGGGAAAGAUGAAUUUGGCAGAAGCAGCCGAGGAAGGGCUGAAUGACUCGGACACAGACGCGUUUUUUAAAGCAGGGCCUUUCAGAAACGAUGGGAUUAAAGCAGCUGAUGUCUUACCUGUUCUAAAAGAAAAAGUGGCCUUUGUAUCCGGAGGCCGUGAUAAAAGAGGUGGCUCGAUCCUGACCUUCCCAGCAAGAAGUAACCAUGACAGAAUAAAACAGGAGGAGCUUAGAAGACUGGUAACAUAUUUGGCAAGUGUGCCAAGUGAAGAUGUCUGCAAACGGGGUUUCACUGUAAUUAUCGACAUGCGAGGCUCCAAGUGGGACCUAAUCAAACCUCUCCUGAAAACUCUGCAAGAAGCUUUCCCCGCUGAGAUUCAUGUUGCACUUAUUAUCAAGCCAGACAAUUUUUGGCAGAAACAAAAAACUAACUUUGGCAGUUCAAAGUUUAUAUUUGAGACCAGUAUGGUAUCUGUUGAAGGCCUUACGAAGCUAGUUGACCCAUCCCAGCUGACAGAUGACUUUGACGGCUCCUUGGAGUACAACCACGAUGAAUGGAUUGAGCUCCGAGGGUCCUUGGAAGAGUUCAUCAGCAACGCGGUGCACUUGUUAUCUCGCCUGGAAGAUCUACAGGAAAUUUUGGCCAAGAAGGAGUUUCCUGUGGAUGUUGAAGGGUCAAGGAGACUUAUCGAUGAGCACACGCAGCUCAAGAAAAAGGUGAUCAAGGCCCCGGUGGAGGAAUUGGACCGGGAGGGUCAGAGGUUGCUGCAGUGCAUUCGCUGUAGUGACGGCUUUUCUGGCAGGAACUGCAUACCUGGCAGUGCAGACUUUCAGAGUGUUGUGCCAAAGAUUGCCAGUCUCCUUGACAAACUGCACUCCACCAGACAGCACUUACAUCAGAUGUGGCAUGUCAGGAAACUGAAACUUGAUCAGUGCUUUCAGCUUCGACUUUUUGAACAAGAUGCAGAGAAGAUGUUUGACUGGAUCAGUCACAACAAAGAAUUGUUCCUGAAGGGUCACACAGAGAUUGGGGUCAGCUACCAGCAUGCAGUGGAUUUACAAACCCAGCACAAUCACUUUGCUAUGAACUCUAUGAAUGCGUAUGUCAACAUCAACCGGAUCAUGUCAGUGGCAUCCAGGCUCUCAGAGGCUGGCCACUACGCCUCCCAGCAAAUCCAACAAAUCUCAGCCCAACUGGAUCAGGAGUGGAAAAGCUUUGCUGCUGCCCUGGAUGAACGGAGUACCAUUCUGGCAAUGUCUGCUGUGUUCCACCAAAAGUCUGAACAGUUCCUAUCCGGCGUGGAAGCCUGGUGUAAGAUGUGCAGUGAAGGAGGCCUGCCAAAUGAAAUGCAAGACCUGGAACUUGCGAUCCAUCAUCAUCAGUCAUUGUACGAGCAGGUCACCCAGGCCUAUGCAGAGGUGAGCCAAGAUGGGAAAGCUUUGUUGGAUGUUCUACAGCGUCCUUUGAGUCCUGGGAAUUCUGAAUCACUAACUGCAACAGCCAAUUACUCCAAAGCAGUACACUGUGUCUUAGACGUGGUACAUGAGGUACUGCAUCAUCAGCGAAGACUGGAAAGCAUCUGGCAACACCGCAAGGUUCGCCUGCAUCAGCGUCUUCAGCUCUGCGUUUUCCAGCAAGAUGUUCAACAGGUGAUGGACUGGAUUGAAAACCAUGGGGAAGCCUUUCUCAGCAAACAUACUGGAGUCGGAAAGUCACUUCACAGAGCAAGGGCACUUCAGAAGAGACAUGAUGACUUUGAGGAAGUAGCCCAGAAUACAUACACCAAUGCUGACAAACUGCUGGAAGCUGCAGAGCAGUUGGCUCAGACCGGGGAAUGUGACCCGGAGGAGAUCUACAAAGCUGCACGCCACCUGGAAGUGCGCAUUCAGGACUUUGUCCGAAGGGUUGAGCAGAGGAAACUUCUUCUGGAUAUGUCAGUUUCCUUUCACACUCACACCAAAGAGCUGUGGACAUGGAUGGAAGAUCUCCAAAAAGAACUUAUUGAAGAAGUGUGCUCUGACUCAGUGGAUUCUGUACAGGAUUUGAUCAAGCAGUUCCAACAGCAGCAAACUGCCACGCUAGAGGCAACCCUGAAUGUCAUCAAGGAAGGGGAGGACCUUAUUCAGCAACUGAGGGACUCCGCAAUGUCCAGCAAUAAGAUGCCACACAAUAGCUCCAUCAGCCACAUUGAGAGUGUGCUGCAGCAACUAGAUGAAGCCCAGGGACAGAUGGAAGAGCUUUUCCAUGAGAGGAAGAUCAAGUUAGAUAUUUUCCUCCAGCUUCGUAUUUUCGAGCAGUACACCAUUGAGGUAACGGCAGAGCUAGACGCCUGGAAUGAAGACCUCUUGAGACAGAUCAAUGACUUCAACACAGAGGACCUCACCCUGGCUGAGCAACGUUUCCAAAGGCACACUGAGAGAAAGAUGGCGAUGAGCAACAUGACUUUUGAGGUCAUUCAACAAGGUCAAGACUUGCACCAGUAUAUCAUGGAGGUCCAGGCUUCAGGAAUCGAGCUGACUUGUGACAAGGAUAUGGAUCUGGCAACACAAGUGCAGGAACUGCUGGAGUUUCUUCAUGAGAAACAGCAUGAGCUGGACUUGAAUGCUGAUCAGACCCAGAAGCGUCUAGAGCAGUGUCUUCAGCUGAGACACCUACAAGCUGAGGUCAAACAGGUGUUGGGCUGGAUUCGGAAUGGGGAAUCCAUGCUCAAUGCCAGCCUCGUGAAUGCAAGCUCCCUGUCUGAGGCAGAGCAGCUCCAGAGAGAACAUGAGCAGUUCCAGCUGGCCAUUGAGUCCCUCUUUCAUGCCACCUCUCUCCAGAAAACCCACCAGAGUGCUCUCCAGGUGCAGCAGAAAGCUGAGGUGUUGCUGCAGGCUGGGCACUACGAUCCUGACUCCAUCAGGGGCUGCGCAGAGAAGGUGGCCCUUCACUGGCAGCAGCUCCUGCUCAAGAUGGAGGACCGACUCAAACUGGUCAAUGCAUCAGUGGCUUUCUAUAAGACCUCUGAGCAGGUAUGCAGUGUACUGGAGAGUCUGGAGCAGGAGUACCGGAGGGACGAGGACUGGUGUGGGGGCCAUGAUAAAAUGGGACCCUGCGCUGAGACUGACCAUGUCCUCCCUCUGAUUAGCAAACACCUGGAGCAGAAGGAAGCUUUCCUUAAGGCCUGUACAUUAGCACGAAGGAAUGCAGAGGUAUUCCUGAAAUACAUCCAUAGAAACAACUUCAGCAUGCCUGGAGCAGCAAGUCACACCCGAGGUCCUGAGCACCAAGUAAAAGCAAUUCUGAAUGAGCUCCUGCAGAGAGAGAAUAGGGUGCUGCACUUCUGGACAAUGAAGAAACGCAGACUCGACCAGUGCCAGCAGUUUGUGGUAUUUGAACGAAGCGCUAAACAGGCCUUAGACUGGAUCCAGGAAAAUGGCGAGUAUUACCUUGCCACUCAUACUUCCCCUGGGGAGUCAAGUGAGAGAACACAGGAACUCCUAAAAGAAUAUGGAGAGUUUAGGAUCUCAGCCAAGCAAACUAAGGAGAAGGUGAAGCUACUCAUUCAGUUGGCUGACAGCUUUGUAGAGAAAGGACAUGUUCACGUUAUCGAACUUAAGAAAUGGGUUGCAACUGUGGACAAGCACUACCGAGACUUCUCAUUGAGAAUGGGAAAAUAUCGUUCCACCUUGGAUAAAGCUCUUGGCAUCAAUUCCGAGGAUAAUAAAGACCUGGAGCUGGAUACCAUCCCAGCCAGUCUCACUGACCCUGAAGUCAAACUGCGUGAUGCUAACCAUGAAGUUAAUGAGGAGAAGAGAAAAUCAGCACGGAAGAAAGAGUUCAUUAUGGCUGAACUCCUUCAGACAGAAAAGACAUAUGUCAGGGACUUGCAUGAAUGUUUAGAGACAUAUUUUUGGGAGAUGACGAGUGGGGUGGAAGAAAUUCCACCUGGAAUUAUCAAUAAAGAACACGUCGUCUUUGGGAAUAUUCAAGAGAUAUAUGAAUUUCAUAACAACAUCUUUAUCAAAGAAUUGGAAAAAUACGAGCAACUGCCUGAAGAUGUGGGCCAUUGCUUUGUCACAUGGGCAGACAAAUUCCAUGUGUACGUGACAUACUGCAAAAAUAAGCCUGAUUCUAGCCAACUAAUUCUAGAACAUGCUGGGAGCUUUUUUGAUGAAAUACAGCAAAGACACGGCCUGGCAAACUCUAUCUCCUCUUAUCUAAUUAAACCAGUUCAGAGAAUCACGAAGUAUCAGCUCUUACUGAAGGAACUUUUAACAUGCUGUGAAGAGGGGAAAGGGGAAAUUAAAGACGGCCUGGAGGUGAUGUUAAGCGUGCCUAAAAGAGCGAAUGAUGCCAUGCAUGUCAGUAUGCUUGAAGGGUUCGAUGAAAACCUGGAUGUUCAGGGUGAGCUUAUCCUCCAGGACUCCUUCCAGGUGUGGGAUCCCAAGUCACUCAUUCGGAAAGGACGAGACCGGCACUUGUUUCUCUUUGAGAUAUCGCUGGUGUUUAGCAAAGAAAUAAAGGACUCCUCAGGACGCACCAAAUAUGUAUACAAGAACAAAUUGCGGACUUCUGAACUAGGGCUGACCGAGCACGUGGAAGGAGACCCCUGUAAGUUUGCUUUAUGGGCUGGAAGAACCCCAUCAUCUGACAACAAGACAGUUCUCAAGGCAUCCAAUAUUGAAGCAAAACAGGAGUGGAUUAAAAAUAUCCGUGAAGUUAUUCAAGAGCGAAUGAUUCACCUUAAGGGGGCUUUGAAGGAACCUAUUCACAUGCCCAAGACACCAGCCAAACAAAGGAACAACAGCAAAAGGGAUACCGGAGAGGACGGUGACAGUCAGGGAGAUGGUAGCAGUCAGCCUGACACCAUCUCUAUUGCAUCGAGAACAUCUCAGAAUACAGUGGACAGUGACAAGCUUUCUGGAGGCUGUGAACUGACCGUGGUUCUUCAGGACUUCACUGCAGGGUGCAGCAGUGAAUUGAGCCUCCAGGUGGGACAGACGGUGGAGUUGCUGGAGCGGCUGAGUGACAGGUCUGGCUGGUGCCUCGUGCGGACCACUGAUCGCAGCCCUCCUCAGGAAGGCCUGGUUCCGAGCAGCACUCUCUGCAUAUCCCACUCUCGCAACAGUGUUGAGAUGGAAUGCUUCUUCCCAUCCGGAAAAGAAAGUUAUUCUGUUUCCACUGAAAAUGGAGGGAAGUCUGAGUCUGUGGCAAACCUGCAGCCACAUACUUCACUAAGUUCCAUACCAACAAGUUCCCCAGGCCCCAAACGUUCAGGGAACACACUGAAGAAAUGGCUGACGAGUCCCGUGCGCAGACUCAGCAGCGGCAAAGCUGACAGCACUGUCAAGAAGAUACCCAGCAAGCAUAAAAAGAGAGAGGUCAGGAAGAGCUUCGACUUGGGGUCGCCCAAACCUGGAGAAAAUGAGACCACACCUCAGGAUGACAGUGCAGACGAGAAGGGGAGGAGAGAUGGUAAUUUAUCCAAGUCCUCUUCUGGAAUGCAGAGUGGAGGAGAAGAGGAACCUGAUGAAGAAUCCCAUCCCCCGCUUCCUCCACCAAUGAAAAUCAUAGAGAACGACCCUCAGGAGGAGAUGUCCUCCUCAUUGCUUACUGCUCGUCAGCGCUCUGCUGAAGUCCCCAGUGCUGCGGACCUUGUCAGUGCAAUAGAAAAAUUGGUCAAAAGUAAGCUGGUAAGUGUGGUGCUUAAACAGUGGGGAUAUGGCGGUUCUUUAGGUCCUAAGGAGCAGAAAGCCAAAGCUUUACGAGGAAGAAUGUUUGUGCUUAAUGAGUUGAUACAAACAGAGAAAGACUAUGUCAAAGACCUCGGCAUUGUAGUGGAGGGUUUUAUGAAGACUAUUGAUGAAAAGGGCUUCCCCGAAGAUGUGAAAGGAAAAGACAAAAUUGUUUUUGGAAACAUUCAUCAAAUUUAUGACUGGCACAAAGAUUUUUUCCUGGGUGAACUGGAAAAAUGCCUUCAGGACCAUGAUCGACUGGCUGAGCUGUUCAUAAAGCAUGAGAGGCGAUUGCAUAUGUAUGUGGUGUAUUGCCAAAACAAACCCAGAUCAGAAUGUGUUGUAGCUGAAUAUGAUGCCUACUUUGAGGAAAUAAAACAAGACAUAAACCAGAGGCUGUCAAUCAGUGAUUUUCUUAUAAAACCAAUCCAGAGAAUAACAAAGUAUCAGCUUCUUCUCAAGGACUUCCUAAGGUUUACUGAGAAGGCUGGAAUAGACUGUCUGGAUAUAGAGAAAGCUGUUAACUUAAUGUGCCUCGUUCCUAAACGUUGCAAUGAUAUGAUGAAUCUCGGACGUCUGCAAGGCUUUGAGGGCAAGCUAACUGCACAAGGUAAGCUGCUGCAGCAGGACACUUUCUACGUGGCAGAGCAGGACUCUGGAGUGCUGUCCCGCAGCAAGGAACGCAGGGUCUUUCUCUUUGAACAGAUUGUCAUCUUCAGUGAGCUCCUCAGGAAAGGCUCCUCAAUCCCAGGCUACCAGUUUAAGAAAAGUAUUAAGAUGAGUUACCUGAGUAUGGAUGAGAAUAUUGACAAUGACCCCUGCAAGUUUGCUCUGUAUUGCCGAGGUUCUUCAGAGCGGGUUACACUCCAAGCUGCCAAUCCAGACAUUAAGCAGGCCUGGGUUUAUGAUAUCAGCCAAGUUCUGGACACACAGAGGGAUUUCCUGAAUGCCUUGCAGUCUCCGAUAGAGUAUCAAAAAAAAGAAACAUGUGCCCAUUCAGUAACGAAAUCACAGCCCAGCUGUAGGAUAUCCCAGUCGAAUAACCAUCCCCAUUCCUCAACCCCAGUCGGAGCUGAAAAACCUCCAAAAUACAGCCGGAACCCAUCAAUACCACCUUUAAAGAUAUCUACCUCUAAUGGCAGCCCAGGCUAUGACCACCAUCCAUAUAAAGACAGAAAUGAACAUGGAAAGAAUGAUAUAGCUGGAUGUAAUGGGGCCUCAUCUACUAUGAUGGUGACCCAAGACUACAACGCACUGAAAGAGAAUGAGAUAUGUGUCAUUCAGGGCGAGGUGGUGCAUAUCCUCGCCAUCAACCAGCAAAAUAUGUUCCUGGUGUACCGGCCUGCAAAUAAUAUUUCCCCAGCUGCUGAAGGUUGGGUUCCAGGCUAUAUCCUGGGUCCCAUGAAUAAAACCUUCACAGAAAAUGCUGAAGGAAGCAUCAAGAAGUCUCUUUCUUGGCACACCCUGCGUAUGAGAAAAAGAGCAGAAAAGGACAGCAGUGGCAAAAGUGAAGCAAAGGUAGAAAAUGGAUCUCGUAAACCCAAGGAAAUUCUGAGCCACAAGGUCCCUGUUAAAGAAUCUAACAGUUCUGAGGAGUCAGAUUGUGAUGAACUAGACCCCAAAACUAGCAUGGAGUUACUGAAUCCAAAUUUUAUUCAAGAAGUUGCACCAGAAUUCCUAAUCCCGCUUGCAGAUGUGACGUGUUCUUUUGGUCAGACAGUAGUUCUAUGCUGUAAGAUCUGUGGACGUCCAAAGCCAGACAUAACCUUGAAAGGACCUGACCAAAAUCUGGUUGUUAACAACAUUCGCUUCACUAUAGAUAUCAGGGAAACUGGAGAGAUCUUGCUGAAGAUCUGUAACCUGAUGCCUCAGGACACUGGCAUUUACACCUGUGUGGCAGUAAAUCAAUAUGGAACUGCAUCCUCAUCAGCUUCAAUCAAAGUGCAAGGUGUUCCUACAGCACCAAGCCGACCCGAAGCCCAAGAAAGAAGCUGUUCCUCUGUGAUUCUUCGUUGGUUACCACCAACUAGCACAGGACACAGUGCCAUUUCAAGUUACACUGUGGAAUACAGAGAGGAAGAUUCCCUGCCAUGGCAACAGUGUGUUGUAUCAACCCUGGACACCUUCCUUUUGAUUGAGGACCUAUCCCCAGGAGGACAGUAUCAGUUCAGAGUCAGUGCCAGCAACCCCUGGGGGAUCAGCACCCCAAGUGAGCCAUCAAAUAUUGUAAUGCUCUCCAGCAAUGAUUCUUCGUGUGAUGGAACAGGCAUUCCAUGGAAAGAUAAUUUUGAAUCAGCUUAUAUUGAACUGAGUGAAAUUGGAAGGGGCAGAUUCUCAAUAGUAAAGAAAUGUGUGCACAAGGCUACCAAAAAGGAAGUCGCUGUCAAAUUUGUCAGCAAGAAGAUGAAGAAAAAAGACCACGUGGCACAUGAGGCAGGCAUAACACAACAUCUGCUGCAUCCCCAGUUCCUCAGUCUUUGUGACAUCUAUGAGUCACCCUGCAGCUUUAUAUUGGUUUUAGAACUUGUGGAAGACGGACGGCUUUUUGAUUUCCUGAUAAACCACGAUGAACUCAUGGAGGAAAAAGUGUCUUUUUACAUCAGAGAUACGCUGGAGGCUAUCCAGUAUCUCCACAACUGUAGAGUUGCACAUUUAGAUCUAAAGCCAGAAAAUCUUUUAGUUGAUCUCCACAUUCCAGUGCCUCGUGUCAAGCUGAUUGAUUUUGGCGAUGCCAUUCAGAUUACAAGCCAGUACUACAUUCACCCUCUGCUGGGAAACCCAGAGUUUGCUGCUCCAGAGCUAAUUCAGGGAUCUCCUGUUGCACUGAGCACAGAUAUCUGGAGUCUUGGAGUCCUUGCAUAUGUCAUGCUAAGUGGGGUCUCCCCUUUCUUGGAUGAGAGUGUGGAAGAGACAUGCAUGAACAUCUGCAGACUUGAUUUCAGUUUUCCUGAUGACUAUUUCUGGGGAGUAGGCCAUGCUGCAAAAGAUUUCAUUAAGGCAGUCCUUCAGGUGAACUCUAGAAAGAGACCCACUGCUUCCACGUGCCUACAGCACCCCUGGCUGCACGCUCCCAGCAGUGCUUACUCCAAAAACCCCUUGGAUACCUCUCGACUGGCUUCUUUCACCGAGAGACGCAGACAGCAGAAUGAUGUCCGUCCUGUAACAAACAUUAAGAGCUUCAUGAAUAGCAGUAUGGGCCACACAUUGUAAAAUGUUUUGGAUACGUACAGCAGGGUGCAAGACACUGACAAUAGCAGGUGGAAAGGGGCCUUCUACUGUAGAGUACAUCAUAAAGGUUUAUGACAAACAUGCCUUUUUCAUAAAAUAUAUGCAGUUUGGGUUACUUCUGUGUUUUACUUCAGUCAAUGUGUGUUACCAGAAACACAAAGAGCAGUACACAAGCAGGGCAAAAUCACAAAGGGAUAAACUGUACAAGUUCUGUUUUAAGGUUCAACUCCAGUUUUCUUUUUUUAUUUUGGGGCUAACAUGAAGUGUGUAAAAACGAAUUGUAAUGAAAACAGAAUUGAAACGCAAUACCAGACACAUGAGUCAGCCAGAAUACCUGCACAGUGGUGGUAAACUAAAGGUUCCAUAAUGCACUGAGACUUCUGUACAUACAAAGGCCUGUUUGAUCAGUUUGUGCAAGAGCAGAAGUACGUACAACUCUUUGACAUAAUUUAGCAAGCAAAAGUUGAAUAGCAAUGUUCAUUUUUACACUAUGUACGUAUUUAAUUAUGUACUGUAUUUAUGUAUGUAUUUAUACAUAUGUUUUUUUUUUUUUUUUGUUAUUUGCAGAUAUAAAUAGUCUAACCUUUAGAAAACUGUAAAACUGAUGGUGAUAUCUAUAAACUCUGGAAUGUGCAAAAAUUGAAUUGGCUAUUUGGGUAGAAUGUAAAAUAUGUACGUAUUUGACAGUAUGAGGAAGCAGACAUGACUUAUAUAGUAUAGGGACUGUUACCAAUUACUAAUGCAUAAGCCUAACCUACAGAAGACCUUGAAACAUGCAAUUCCACUGAAGCCUAAUAAAAUCCCUGUACCCUAGGCAUGAUGACAAAGCAUAUGAAAAAAACGAACUGACUUUCUAAAAUGACUUUACAUAAAUCAAAGCUAGAUGUACUGGACUAGCACAAGCAUUGCCCCAAGUGAAUCUCCUUAGAGAUUCAAGAAAAGCUGUUGCAAUUGAACCUACUUUUUUCUAUAGACGUGAGCCAGUGGUAAAGACACUUUACUGUUGGUGAGAGGGAAGGGACAUGGUUUAUUGAGGCUUUAGCAUUUACAACCAAAAGAAAACAACUCCUGUGGUUCCAUGUGGAGGACAAGGUGAUUUGUGCUUGCUUAUUUGGUUGUGGAAUGACUUGCUUAAGCAUUUUUAUACUAAAUCAUCAUCUGUAUGGGAAGCUGUGUGAAACCUGUCUUCUGUAAGCUUCUUUGUACUUACAAUAUAAAAUAUGCUUCAAUGUUUAAAACAAAGCAUAAGCCUUUUAUA